GGGAGGGGGAUGGAGGAGGGAGGAGGAGGGAGAGGGCGGGGCUGUCCCCGCGCGCGCCGCCGAGGGGCAGGGCCCCCUGGCCCCCGCCCUUUCCCACGCACCGGCCCCGUCGCCCCCGCGCGCGCACACUCGCGAGCCCAGGCGACAUGCAAAUGAGCCCGGCUCCAGUGCCCAGACCCAAGUCCCCCACUGCUCAAUGGACAUCCCCAGCCCAGACCCGUUGCCUUCGCCUUUGCCAGGGGAGGAAGAGAAACCUCUGGCCUUACCUUCUCCUGUUCCCCGGGGCCGCCGAGGCCGGCGUCCCGGUGGGGCCACCUCCUCGAAUCAGACGCUCAAGGCCACCCUCCCUCGCAAGCGGGGCCGCCCCCCCAAGUCAGGGCAGGAGCCCCCGCUGGCACAGGGGGUGACAGCCCCUGUGGGCAGCGGCGGUGGCAGCGACCUCCUGUUGAUCGAUGAUCAGGGUGUACCCUAUACCGUCUCUGAGGGGUCAGCGGCAGGUUUGCCUGAGGGCUCUGGCCCUAAGAAGGCCCCACACUUCUGCCCGGUGUGCCUGCGGGCCUUCCCCUACCUCUCCGACCUGGAACGCCACAGCAUCUCACACUCAGAGCUGAAGCCGCAUGAGUGCAAGGAUUGCGGCAAGACCUUCAAGAGGUCCAGCCACCUCCGGCGGCACUGCAACAUCCAUGCCGGCCUGCGGCCUUUCCGCUGCCCACUCUGCCCCCGCCGCUUCCGUGAGGCGGGCGAGCUGGCCCACCACCACCGUGUCCACUCUGGGGAGCGCCCCUACCAGUGCCCUGUCUGCCGGCUGCGCUUCACGGAGGCCAACACGCUCCGGCGCCAUGCCAAGCGCAAGCACCCCGAGGCCAUGGGGGUGCCCCUGUGUUCCCCGGACCCAGGGCCUGAACCACCGUGGGACGAGGAGGGCAUUCCGGCUACAACAGGGGCUGAGGAGGAGGUGGAGGAGGAGCCGGAGGAGAAAGAGCUGGCUUGAUCCUGGGCCAUGGCUCCCCAGGUCAGGUUUACAGCUGGGAGUUCAGCUGGUGCUGAGCCUGGGCAGGAGAGCUGGGCCCCCCUCAUACCUGGUGGUCCUCUCGUUGUGGGAGGGGGUUGAGGGUGAGGACCUGAACUCUUGGGUCCUGCUGCCUUCUGCCACCCUCCCCCGGACUGACAGGCCCCUGGAGGUAGGGGCCUUGGAAAUAAAUCUCUGCCUACUGGC
Molecule: messenger RNA, 1216 nt
Organism: Canis lupus familiaris (dog)
Lineage: Eukaryota; Metazoa; Chordata; Mammalia; Carnivora; Canidae
Gene: ZNF524
Product: zinc finger protein 524
Exons: 2
Coding region: 197-991 (264 amino acids)
Cellular component (GO): nucleus
Source: RefSeq, a predicted model, not a curated record